AUGGAAUUCUGCGCCGGGGAAACCCUCACGGCCAUGAUGAAGGCCAGGGCCCCCGUCGGCACCAUCCUGCGGGGGGUGCACGACCUGGCGUUGAAGGUCCGGGAGAUCCACCAGGCGGGCUACGCCCACAACGACCUCAAGCCGGACAACGUGAUCCUGGAGACGAGCGCCGACGGCGCCGUCCGGGCGCGAGUGAUUGACCUCGGCAACUGCACGCGCUUCGGCGUGAGCCCCGGCUUCCAGGGGAAGCCCGAGGCCCACCGCCACGUGGCGCCAGAGCUGUUCCAGAGGGGCGUGGGCACCGUGGAGUCGGACACAUUCUCCCUCGGCAUUAUCCUGCGCCUCGUCCUGGGGACGUACGCGAGCUCCUUCCCCGAGGACUUCGAGCUGCUCCACCUGGCGCGGGCCAUGAUGUGCCCCGACCCGCACUGGCGCCCGCGGUUCCCGAUGUGCCUCGCCGUCCUGGCCGACAACCGCGACGCCCCGCGGCAGGAGUGA
Molecule: messenger RNA, 498 nt
Organism: Penaeus indicus
Lineage: Eukaryota; Metazoa; Arthropoda; Malacostraca; Decapoda; Penaeidae
Product: serine/threonine-protein kinase PknG-like
Exons: 1
Coding region: 1-498 (165 amino acids)
Biological process (GO): protein phosphorylation
Molecular function (GO): ATP binding; protein serine/threonine kinase activity
Source: RefSeq, a predicted model, not a curated record